Messenger RNA from Populus trichocarpa (black cottonwood), 1009 nucleotides. RefSeq names its product vacuolar protein sorting-associated protein 2 homolog 3. The transcript has 11 exons. Gene Ontology annotation, cellular component: multivesicular body; ESCRT III complex. Bases 158 to 796 code for a protein of 212 amino acids. NCBI's taxonomy places the organism in Eukaryota, Viridiplantae, Streptophyta, Magnoliopsida, Malpighiales, Salicaceae. Gene Ontology annotation, biological process: protein transport; late endosome to vacuole transport; endosome transport via multivesicular body sorting pathway. The record is from RefSeq and is a predicted model, not a curated record.
AAUAAGGAAAAAAAUAAAAGCGCAAAAUUUCAAGGCGCUUUCUCUCCAACCCAAACAGUACCUCUCCUCUCCGUAUCUGUUUCUCAGCUUCUCUCCUCAACAAACAACGUUGUUAAGAAAUCAAAAUCCUCUGUUAUUUUAGUCAAUAAUAAUAAAAAUGAGCCUCUUCAACAAGAAACCAAACCCUAAAGAGGCUCUUCGAGACAGUAAGAGAGAAAUGCAAAAUUCUACUAGAGGUUUAGAGAAGGAAAUCGGAGCACUGCAGCUAGAAGAAAAGAAGCUUGUUGCGGAGAUAAAACGAACAGCUAAGACUGGAAAUGAGGCAGCUACUAAAAUUCUAGCUCGGCAGCUAAUCAGGCUCAGGCAGCAAAUAGCUAAUUUACAAGGUAGUCGAGCUCAAAUGAGAGGCAUAGCAACUCAUACACAGGCAAUGCAUGCCCAGUCUUCAGUUGCUGUUGGUUUAAAAGGUGCCAAUAAGGCAAUGGAAGCUGUGAAUAAGCAAAUGGCGCCUGCAAAGCAAAUGAAGGUUAUAAGAGAGUUUCAGAAGCAGUCAGCACAGAUGGAUAUGACUACUGAAAUGAUGUCAGAUGCCAUAGAUGAUGCCGUAGAUAGUGAUGAAGCUGAGGAGGAGACUGACGAGCUGACAAAUCAGGUGCUGGAUGAAAUUGGCGUUGAUGUUGCCUCGCAGUUGUCAGCAGCACCAAAAGGUAAAAUUGCAGGGAAGAACAGAGAGAAUGCCAGCAGUUCUGGCAUUGACGAGCUAGAGAAACGAUUGGCAACUCUGAGAAACCCUUAAGAUGACCCACAGACAGUUUUCAUCCUACUGGAUGCCCCGAGCUUCGCUUGUGUUUGAUUCUUCUUGGGGCUGUGUACAUGUACUCUCUUCAAAAUCCAUGUUUUCCCAAAAUGUUACUCGUUUACUUGUUCUAACAAUUUUACAGAAUUUAAUUGGUUUAAUCUCGGGUACGAGUUCGUAAUGUGUUAAUAAUACCACUCCACGUUGUUAUAA